Protopterus annectens (West African lungfish) is the source of this 1002-nucleotide messenger RNA. Its product is annotated as melatonin receptor type 1C-like. Gene Ontology annotation, molecular function: melatonin receptor activity. Gene Ontology annotation, cellular component: membrane. The transcript has 2 exons. The coding region runs from base 1 to 1002 and encodes 333 amino acids. Gene Ontology annotation, biological process: G protein-coupled receptor signaling pathway. The record is from RefSeq and is a predicted model, not a curated record. NCBI's taxonomy places the organism in Eukaryota, Metazoa, Chordata, Ceratodontiformes, Protopteridae.
AUGUCUGUCAUGAACAUGAGUUGUGCUGAUUGCUGGAUCCAAGGAACAAAUCAUAGUGACCUUUUAGCAAGGGAGACUUCAACUACAGAGAAGUGGAUUCUGACCAUUGUGAUGAGUUUCACAAUAGUGGCAGACAUUAUUGGAAAUUGUUUGGUCAUUUUUUCAGUUCUGAGAAGCAAAAAGCUAAGAAAUCCUGGGAAUAUAUUUGUCAUCAGCCUGUCUGUUGCUGACCUAAUUGUUGCCAUGCAUCCGUAUCCUGUAUUUCUGAUUGCCAUAAUAAAUGAAGCUUGGAUACUUGGAGAUAUGCAUUGCAAAAUAACUGGGAUUGUCCUGAGCAUAGGUGUCAUUGGUUCUGUCUACAGCAUUACAGCCAUAGCAGUUAACCGGUACUGCUGUAUUUGUCACAGUAACAGAUAUGACAAGCUAUACAGUAUGAAGAACAGCUAUUUCUAUUUUGGCAUAGUCUGGGUACUGACUGUCAUUGUCUUGCUGCCAAACAUCUUUGCUGAUGCUUUACAAUAUGAUUCUCGGAUAUACUCAUGCACAUUUAUACAGAGUGUUAAUGCAUCAUGUUCAUUGACUGUGGCUGUUGUCCACUUUAUUAUUCCAGUUUCAGUCAUAAUCUUCUGCUACUCAAGCAUCUGGAUCUUACUUAUUCGGGUCAAGUAUCGAGUCAGGCAGGACAACAAGCAGAAGCUGAAACCUUCAGAAAUACGGAGUUUUAUGACUAUGUUUGCAGUGUUUGUGAUUUUUAUAAUUUGUUGGGGUCCAUUUAGCAUUAGUAGUUUUAUAGUAGGCUUCAGUCCACCUGGGAAUCCACCCCACAUUCCCACCUCUCUGUAUGUGCUAAGUUAUUUUAUUUGCUAUUUUAACAGUUGCCUUAGUGGCAUUAUCUAUGGAAUUAUGAACAAAAAUUUUCGUGCGGAGUACAAGAAGAUCCUUAUGCUGUUCUGUCUACCUGUACUAAAGUGUAAUAAAACAUCUCACAUCAGUUUAACAUAA